Mucor mucedo is the source of this 5759-nucleotide messenger RNA. RefSeq lists its product as uncharacterized. The record is from RefSeq and is a predicted model, not a curated record. Gene Ontology annotation, biological process: proteasomal ubiquitin-independent protein catabolic process. The transcript has 6 exons. Gene Ontology annotation, molecular function: proteasome binding; peptidase activator activity. Lineage: Eukaryota; Fungi; Mucoromycota; Mucoromycetes; Mucorales; Mucoraceae. Gene Ontology annotation, cellular component: cytosol; nucleus. Bases 76 to 5727 code for a protein of 1883 amino acids.
AAAAAAUAAAAUAUUCAUUCAUUUUCUUUUCUCAUCUAUAACAAAUAUAGACAAAAGUUUCAACCAAGGAAAGAAAUGAUACCAUUGUCAGUAAUCGAUGACGAUAGUCAACAUACGAUGCACUUUUCUCAGUGCUUACCCUAUGCCAAUUUACUGGAACAUGAAGCAGAACAAUGGUUAGACGAUAUUUGUGUCAAUCUCGCACUGAGUGUCAAAGCAAAAGAUUUCACUCGUGGUGCUUUAUCUUGGGUAAAACGACUAUCAAGUUAUAUGGAUAUGAAGCACGCUGUACCUAGACACAUAAGAGCACAAUUAGCUAAACUACUGUACGAAAUGGUGAUUAUGCCGGGAAUGGAACCUGCACUAGUGGAAUUAUGGUCCAAUAAUUGUAUCCGGUUAAUCAGACACAAUAAGAGACUCGGCCCUGAGGAUCUUCAAUUGCAAUGGCGCCCAUUAUUUGAGAUUAUCGAUAAAACUUUAUUUCCCAAAGCAAGACAAAGAGCCUUAAUCAGCGAAUCAAAAUUAUUAGGUGCUGUAUUGCGAUUAACUGGAUAUGCACAAAGAUUCUUUUCAUCUACAUCUAGCCAAGAAAUCCUCGAUGAAUUCCUCCCAAAAUUCACUACACAUUCUGUGUCCGAAGCCAUUCGUGCUCAGGGAUAUAUUGUAUUAUUCUUACCUGUUGAAAACCAACCCAACUACACAUUACAAUCCCAAGACUAUUUAUCUACGAUAUUUUCAUUAUGGUCGAUUUUUACAUGCUCAUCCACAUAUGACACCCAAUUUGCUUCGCUCGUAUCUCGCAUCGCUGAGAGUAAUUUGGAUGUAGGAAACUCGGAUAUCGGAUUGUUCACUAAACAACAAGUAAAGACUGUUUUUACAACCGGACUGCGUAUGAUGAAUUUACCCGUAGGUAGUCGUAGCGAUGGAAGUAGUUCAGUUGGAGGAGCAGCAGGUGGAACAACUACGGGAUAUGGAUCACAGGGGAUUCGCGUAGAUACUAAGGCUGGUUCAUCUUUAUUACUACGUAAACGACCGGAAAAAUUCAAAUCCUUGGCUCGAUUCAUUGUUUAUACAAUUAUACCUGACACCAACAAUUCCAGUUAUUCGUUAGAUCUUUUAUCCGAAAUGAUUCAGGCUACCGAGUUGUAUUAUCAUCCAUCAAACCAUGGUCAAUGGUCUUAUUUCUUGACAUCGUUCGCUCGCCAUUUGUCAUCCGAAUUUUUGAAACGUUGGAGAGAAGAGUUAGAACCAGAUUGUAAAACACCUAAAGAACGUCGAUUAACACCUGAGAUCCGACAUAAGUUUGUCAUGAUUUUACGUCCCGUCACCUACCUUAGUAUGUUCGGUAAAGAUCAAUACACUGUGGGUGCAUCUCAAUUCACCCUCAAAUUUUUGUCAUGGCUUGAACCGGGCUUGAUCUUCCCCGGAUUAUUGGAACGUAUUUAUCCAUCAUUAGAAACUUUAACCGAAACACAUCGUACAUCAAGUGCCCUCAGUAUUUUGGCAGAUAUCGCUUUACCUUUGUUCUCACGCGACCAUUAUCCUGCGGGAGGUAAACAUUUAUUGCCAUUACUACAAUUGGCUAUUCCCGGUAUUGAUAUGAACGAUCCGUUGAAGACGAUUUCUUCCCUCAUGUUUAUAUCGACCGCACUCAUGUCCAUCCCUAUUUUUGACCAAACGCAAGUACCCAAUGAUUAUUUUCCCACUGAAGAAUAUAUGGAAGGUGUUGAGUUAUCGAGAGAAACCGAAGAUUAUCUUGUGAAGGCUACGACGGGAGAAUUUGAAGAGUGGUUGGCUAAAUUCAUGCGUCGUGUGUUCACAAUUUUUGAAAAUUUGCCUCAAGAAAACCGAAAGAAGCAAGGAAAUAUGGAAGUGGGAUUGACCCAAAUGUUGUUACACACCUGUGAUAUUAUUUUCAACCAGUUAUCGGAUUCGCUGUAUGAUUUAGCGUUAAAGUUGGUGAAGGAGUUUGUGGGUGAUCGUGUUUUACCCAACGCCGUGCGUGCUGUGGGUCAAUUAUGUGAUGCCCUGACAAGUAUCCAUCCCAAAAAGGCUGCUAAAGCAUUUAUCCCGCUCUGUAUCACAAACAUUCAAAUGGAACUGGAGCACGGUGCUGCAUCCACCGUGUCACAUUCUGCGGCAUCGAAUUUAAUUCCUUCGGAUGCUACCUUCCAUUGGUACCAAAAUGUAUUAUUCUCCGUCGUAUCUAGCCUGGGACCUGAACUUUUGGUGUACAAGCAAGAAAUUGUGGACAUGACACAAGCGAUGGUCAACCAAUGUCGCAGCCGACGUGGUAUGAUGUGGACAGGUAAAUUAAUACGUGGUGUGUUGGGUACCAUUUUGAACAUCUACCCCUUGGAUUAUAGAAGUUUGAACCCUUCACAGUGGAACGACAAGGAUUUCAUGGAAAAAAAUGCACACCAAGUGUGGGGACAGCCCGGAGAUCCGGCUAAUUUGGAAAUUCAAUGGCAUACACCGAGCGAACCCGAAAAGGAUUUCGCAUUAGAAUAUUUAUCGAAAUUCUUAACACCCUGUAUCAACCGCUUGAAUGAAAUGAUGGCGCUGGAGCAAGUAGGAAAUAGUCAUGAUAUCAGUAACGAAUUCUGUCGAAAUUUAGCUGUAUUACGUAAUUGUUUGAUGGGAAGUGCUACGAUGGUCGCAGAUGAUGGUGUCGAAGUAGUCGAAACUGCCACCGAUGACGACGAAGUGGUUCAUAUUCCCACGUUACAAGUAGGAUAUGCAUUCACCGACCUUUCCGAUCCACGUACCCAACACGCAAGAGGAAUCCGAAAGACCAUUGGUGAACUCGUCCAUCAAUUAUCCAACUAUUUUACAGCACACCGUGAGGACGAUGUCGAAAGUGUAAAGAUUCUCAUCAAAAUUGCUCGCACGUUUCUGUCCGAACGUGGUGUUGAAAAAUCUCAAUUUGAUCACAGUAAGAGUGGAUAUAGUUACGCCAAGAAUAUUGGACAAACACCCUUAUGUAAAAAGCGAUAUCCCCGAAAUUUAUUGAUCAGAAGAGCUUAUAACCACCACAUGUUGAGAUUAAGACAGAAUGUACAAAGUCGUAUCCGUACACCGCUCCAUGAUGCCAUUUUAUCAGACCUGUUAGAAAUGUCAUUGGGUUCUUAUGCAGAGAUUCGAAAGGUCAGUCAAACCGCUUUGUCUGCUACAGCGCGUUGUUUCAGAGACAGUAAAACGUUAAUCAUGCCCGUUCUUUUGGACGCUUUACAACCCGAUGUACCUGCCGAUCGUAUGAAGGGAGCGCUUUAUUUAUUGACACACAAAUCCAUCAUCAUGCCUUGUCUCCGAAACUGGCAAUUUAUCCCAACUUUUGUCAUGGCUAUUUGUGGUGCCCAACAUCAAGAUAAACUCACUAUUCAAGAGUUGAUCCGUAAAGUGUUCUUGGAUUAUAUCUCUCAUUUCAAUUCAUUCUCUUUCCGUGUCAUUACGCAAAACGAUUUAAAUCCCGUUAUCUCUCAACUGACCGACGCAUCGACUACUCCGGAAUUUAUGGCAAGGGCUACCAAGAUUGCAGGCUGCGUUGAAUCUCGUGCAGAUGAAAGAUUAAAAGCCUACUACGAUUUGAUUGAACAAUUAUUAGACUUUUUGCUGAAUACAAGAGUGCAUUGGCGUUUUGCUGCCAUGGCCGCCAACUUUAUUGAAGUCUUUUUGCGAUCGGAUGUCAAGCCUUCUCGUCGCUUGGCUGCGUUUGCUAAUAAUGCUGCGUUGUCCGAGUUACCCACCAUGCGUCGUAUUGGUAUUAGUGCCACAAUUCAGUUACUGCUUUACAUCAAACAGCGUACUUUAGCCGGUGGAAAUGAAGAUCUUUUGAUUACCAGAAGUAUCCGUAACCCACUCAAGGUGGAUGUGCUGGUCGAUGAUGAUGCCAUGAUGGGAAGAAAUUUGUUACAAGCAUCAUAUCAAGGUUUGACACCCGAGAAUAUGGGCACCAGUAUUCUUGUGGAUAACUCUACUUUGGGCUGGUAUGUUUGGCCUAAACAGUAUACGGCUUAUAAGAUGAACACCAAAGACUUUUUGUUGGAUACCAUUGAUCCUGAUUCAUUAGAGGCGUAUGAAGAGUUCUCAAAGACGUUCCAUAGUUCGGAAUAUUGGACAAAAUUAUGUGACUACUUGUCGCAAGAAGUGAAUCAAAAGCAAGAAGAUAGAUUUAGUUCAUCCGAUGCUCGUUUGUUCAGCAGUAUUUUCCAGACAUUUGGGGAUGGACCUUUGACUUGUGCUAAAGAGCAUAUUGAAAAAUUAUGUGAGGCCGCAGACCAAAAGAAUUCGCAAAGAGCUGCCUCUGAAAUUUUGGCUGGUUUGAUUCGAGGAACCAAGCAUUGGCAUUUGACCAAAUUGGAAUCACUCUGGGCUUGGUUGACACCCGUUUUACGUAAGGUCUUUAAUAGUAUCACACCUGAUUCGUUAACAUACUGGGAAUCCUUUGUUCGUUUCUGUGCUACACGUCGUGAUCCUCGAAGAAUUCAACCCUUGAUGAACUUAAUUUUGGAAGCUGAGCUAGAUCCAACUUCCGAUGCUGCCUUCAACGAAUCACGAAAAUUGUUACUUGUGCGUGCUUUGGUCGUCACCUUGCAAUGGCGUUUUGAACCUUUGAUCCAAAAGGUCUUGCCGACUUACUUUAGUAAUAUCCAACAUCCUUAUAAGCAAGUACGUGAAGUCAUUGGUGUAAAUAUCAAUGAAUUAUUACAGCUAGAGUGGAUUCCUUCAUUCCCGUCUGUACAAAAUUUGUUAGUAUCCAACGCGAUGACCGAUGGUGUUGGUAACGUACCUACGACCUUAACACCCAUUCAAGCCGAUAGAAUUGAAGGUGUAAUUUAUAAAUUGGAUAUUUGGUUGCAAGAGAUGAAUAAGGAUAACACGGCACCAAGUGGAUCCAGUGAUUAUGCUCAUGCAAGUAAAACAGUGUUAUGCUGGUUACAUGAAGCUUUGAACCAUUGGAACUUGUCAGGUACUUUACCCUAUAUUGUUCCAUUCUUACAGCGUAUUUUUGCCAUGCAAGAAGUGAACGAUGAUCAAGAUUUACAAGUGAUGGCGACGCGCGUACUUAACUUGACCGCUAGACUAUCGUACCCACCCAGCAUGCUACCCACCUUGAUUGAUCAAUUCCUGACGAUUUUAACCACAUCCACCAGCUGGCAUAUCCGUAUCCGUGCAUUACCCGUGUUACAAAUUUUCUUCUUUAAACAUUUGUUUGUCAUGAGUAGUGAUCAAUUGAUCCGUAUCAUGGAAGUCAUUGGUCAAAUGUUGAUGGAUACACAGAUCGAAGUGCGUCAAUUAGCCUCCGUCACUUUAGGCGGUUUAGUACGUUGUUCGCAAAGAGACGCCAUCCAGUCUCUGCUGACCCAAUUUAGUGAAAAGAUCCGAGUCCGUAUCCCCAAACGAAAGCGAGAUAAGGUGACGGGAAAGAAUGUAGAGCCUGCUGGUUUUGCUGAGGCAGUUUUGAGGAAACACGCAGGUGUACUGGGUAUUUCUUGUUUGAUCAAUGCGUUUCCUUACGAAGUCCCAGAAUGGAUGCCAGUGAUAUUGUGUCAAUUAGCGGACUGUAUGUCCGAUCCAGCCGCAGAAAUUCAGGCUACGAUUCGUAAAACAUUUUCAGAUUUUAGAAGAACUCAUUCAGAUACAUGGCAUGAGGAUAUGUAUAAAUUUGAUGAAGACCAGUUAUCAUUAUUAAGUGAUAUGCUUAUUUCUCCUUCUUACUAUGCUUAGAUUUUUCCUAAUAAAUUAAUUGAUAAACAUGA